AUGUCUCAGCAACAACAGCAGCAGAAGCCCCUCCCCUUCAUCUACCAGUUCGCCGCUGGUGCGGUGGCCGGUGUGUCCGAGGUACCCAUUGGACGUCGUCAAGACCCGCGUGUAAGUCGCCAACCGCCCCUCCACGCGACCACCUUCCCCGCUAACGCCCGCAGACAACUCCAGAAGGGCGUCGCCACCGCCGGUGAGGACUACUACAAUGGCAUGUUCGACUGCCUGCGCAAGAUCGUCAAGAACGAGGGCGCCUCCCGGCUCUACCGCGGCAUCACCGCCCCCAUCCUCAUGGAGGCGCCGAAGCGCGCGACCAAGUUCGCCGCGAACGACAGCUGGGGCGCGUUCUACCGGGGCCUGUUCGGCGUGGAGAAGCAGACGCAGAGUCUGGCGGUGCUGACGGGCGCGACGGCCGGCGCGACCGAGUCGUUCGUGGUGGUCCCCUUCGAGCUGGUCAAGAUCCGGCUGCAGGACCGCGCGUCGGCGGGCAAGUACAACGGCAUGCUGGACGUGGUGAAGAAGAUCGUGGCCUCGGAGGGUCCCCUCGCGCUGUACAACGGCCUCGAGUCCACGCUGUGGCGCCACAUCCUCUGGAACAGCGGCUACUUCGGCUGCAUCUUCCAGGUGCGCGCGCAGCUGCCCGCCGCCGAGCCCGGCAACAAGGCCCAGCAGACCCGCAACGACCUCAUCGCCGGUACGAUCGGUGGUACCGCCGGUACCAUCCUCAACACCCCCAUGGAUGUCGUCAAGUCGCGCAUCCAGAACAGCCCCAAGGUCCCCGGACAGACGCCCAAGUACAACUGGGCCUGGCCGGCUGUCGGUACCGUCAUGAAGGAGGAGGGCUUCAGCGCCCUGUACAAGGGCUUCAUGCCUAAGGUGCUGCGGCUGGGUCCUGGUGGUGGUAUCCUGCUGGUCGUCUUCACCGGUGUCAUGGAUUUCUUCCGCAAGAUGCGCGGUGAGUAA
Messenger RNA from Aspergillus terreus NIH2624, 963 nucleotides. RefSeq names its product putative mitochondrial 2-oxodicarboxylate carrier protein. NCBI's taxonomy places the organism in Eukaryota, Fungi, Ascomycota, Eurotiomycetes, Eurotiales, Aspergillaceae. Gene Ontology annotation, biological process: transmembrane transport. Bases 1 to 963 code for a protein of 320 amino acids. The record is from RefSeq and is a predicted model, not a curated record. The transcript has 3 exons.